Fusarium odoratissimum NRRL 54006 is the source of this 2959-nucleotide messenger RNA. RefSeq lists its product as uncharacterized. The transcript has a single exon. The record is from RefSeq and is a predicted model, not a curated record. Lineage: Eukaryota; Fungi; Ascomycota; Sordariomycetes; Hypocreales; Nectriaceae. Bases 1051 to 2262 code for a protein of 403 amino acids.
GGCUGGCCGCAUCAUAUCUCCAUAGCAGUGAGCAAAUACCCUGUAAAAGCCAUAAGCGGACUUUACAUCAGUCAGAAAUAUGUAAUCCUCCAAUAUCCGCCCAUUACAACAUCUAAACCCGCAAGGUUCCAUGUUAUUAAGGUCCUCACGUGUUGAAAGCUUAGCCGUCUAGCUUAUCGAUAAGGCUUAGAUCUCCAACGGUCCCCAAUAUCCACUGCCGAGAAUCUCACCAAGCCUCCGAGACCGCGCGUCAAUGACCAAUUACCACGGGAAAGCUAGCUCCCGGGUGGGAACACUCAUCCUAUGACCCUGUGAAUAGAUUUCUGUAGGAAUUUCUGAAGGCGCAGCUUGUCGGAAGAUGAGGAAUCCGAGCUGUGAUCACUAUGUGUUUUUUUUUACUGCCGUACGCGCGCUGAAAUCUCGGGAUAGCUCAGCGGGAUCGGGGGGGCUGGGGCCGAUGUGGGACAGGGCUGAAUACGAUCGUUUCAAAAUGGGGAGCUUUAUUCUCAAGAGUUGGCGAUUAAAAAUGUCAAAAAGAUGGGAUUAAAAAGACAGGGCUUGGUAUUGCAGGUGAUUACGACAUUAUUCUCUGGGCAUUGAAGCUCACAGCUUGUUUAGGAGCAAAUGAUCAUCAACGCCCAGCAAAUGGAACCGGCCGUCUCACGUCAUCAUCAUAGUCGUGGCGGUAUAGCUUAGACCCUUUCGCAUCACUCAUCAGUGGCUGGCCACCCCUGCUUGCUCUCUGCAGCCCUUUUUUUUAAUCCCCGUGGUCCCCCCUCUCAUUCUUUUUCCUCCCCUCUCUCUGUUUUGCGAAUCUAGCUGGAACACAAGCGAUAAGAGCGUCACCGACGAAACGAAGCUGCUACGAGAUACACGACAAUUAAUGAAAGACACGGAGAUACGAUAUUUCACGAUUGAUUAGGACGAUACGGCUGAUAAGAUUGCUAUCUUAUGAGUGGUUAGCUAAUUGGAGCUCGAUCGAUAUCGUGGCGUACCUUGCAGCUGAAACAUAACAAACCCGAUACGAUACCCUAGAUCCAUCAAGCCACGAUGUUGAAAAAGAAGGAAACCCUCACCAUUAUCACGCCCAUCCCGGGCUUCAUCCCCCGACAACUCGCCAUCGAUCUUCUUCACUCCCACGGUGAAAUCAUCACCGUCAAUCCUCUCGUCCUGUCGCACAAGCCCAUCCCCGCUCCCCGACAUGCCGCCGCCGACGAGUACUACAGCACCUGGUACGAGAUCACAGAGCGCAUCCAGUACAUCCCCGGCUUGGGAAAGAUAGGAUCUGGAAAGCUCACGUUUAAUGGAUGUUUCCAUGAUAUGCCGUGGGGUAUGCAGUCCCAUAUUUAUAUCCCGCUUGGUAUCGACAUGCGAAACAAGUACCGCAUUAUGGGGAAUCAGCCGGGUAUUGAACCACCGGAGCAACCUGAGCUUGGACUUGAACAACUCGGUGCACCGAAGGAAGGCCUUUAUCUUCGAACUGAUGUCGAGCUCAAGUGUAACAUCACCUUGAUGGGUUUCGUCAAGGCGGAGUCGAGAAAGGCUAGUGUUGAUAUGGUUAACCGUAUGGUUAAGAAGGCGGAGUUGCUUGAUGCUGGUCUUUUGAAGGCUAUGUUUGAGGAUGGAAAGCUGAAGACGUAUAACCCUAAUGAUCGAUCUGAGGCGAGUCAAGCGAGACAACAGGCUUUGAGACAGCAGACUAUGACGGAGGGUCAGUUCGCUGCUGCUGCUGCUGCUGCUCCACCUGGUCCUGGACCCACGAGCCCAGGUCCUUCUUACGCUCAGCCCUAUGCAUAUGCUCAACAGCAACAACAACCUCAUCUCCAACCCCAACCUUCGCCAACAUACCCCUACGCUCGUCCCGACGCCACCAACUCUCAAUACCCCCAAAGCCCAUACGGCUACCAUCCAAGCCAAACACCUCCACCCAACGCCCAAUACCAACAACAAGCACCACCCGUGCCCCCAAAAACCAACAUCCAAAGCUUCCCCAUGGAACUCCCCGGCGAUUACUACCACCCGCAGCAAUCACCAAACCUGCAACAACAGCCUAGCCCGGGGCAUCCACCCAGCAACUAUCGUAAUUCCACGGGGUCGUAUGACCCGCGAUGGUCGCAGUCUAGCCCAUCGGCUGCUGAUUCGCAUCGCGCGAGUAUGUAUUCGCAGUAUUCGGCGGGAUAUACGUCGCCGGCGCCGGCGCAGCAAAGUUUUGCGGCAGAGUUACCGUCGCAUAAUGAAACGUCGGAGGAGCAUAGGCAUUGAGGGAUGGGAAUUGGAUAAAAGUAGCCGGUCAUUUUAGUGAUGAUACAUGGGAUAGGCGUUUGUUUGGGAUUUUGGGAUGGAUUUGGUGCAGAUACCUUUUGUGAGUAAGUCAGACUCAUCUGUGAGGGUCAAGAGGAUGUCUUGGAGAGAAUAUGCAUGCAGUCUCUUUGAGUCUCUUGAUCAUGGUGUGGGUGAUGAGAAUACCCUUUUUUGGAUAAUAUUGAACAAUUUGCGAUUGAAACACACUGGCCUGCGUGAGGAUGACUGGUGAUGAGUCCCAAUGCCUCCGUGCAAAUAGCUCCUUCGGGUGACACGAAGAAGUCAAGUAAACGAGAUUCAGCUUCCAUUACGAUGCCAAACUAUUAUUCUCGCGCUAGUUUGAUAUUCUCGGGCAGAUUUACGAAAUGCGGCAUUCGGGUUGUUGCCGGCGAGAUAAGUCUACCUCUUUUCAGCCCUACGGACGGAGUUCACCACGGCGGACUUUGGUGGAGUCGGAAUUCAACCAACAUUCUUCGGCGACUUUGCCCACCAGAAACCAGCCCAUUGAGUAUGAAUUUGUCGGUAGUAAUGAACCGUAGAAACAAUAGAUUUGUAAUAGAGAUUGAUGCAUCGCUACAAUUGAGACUGGGGAGGGUUCGAGGUGUUGAUAUAAGAAGCACCACAUUACCCAAAGAGAGAUGAAUGACCAAGACUCAGA